Messenger RNA from Amoebophrya sp. A120, 1397 nucleotides. The record is from the annotation of a GenBank genome assembly. Lineage: Eukaryota; Dinophyceae; Syndiniales; Amoebophryaceae.
AUGUCCAACGUACAACUACUCCCAAGAACCCUCUCCUUCCUCCGCCUCCCCGGACGACCGGCGCAGCACCUAGUCGGCCGCUUUCGGUCCUUCCUGGCUUUGCGGAAGUUGGUGCAAGCGGAGGAAGGCAACCCAGAGUUGCAACGGUUUUUCAGCCAAACGUUUCUUGGCAGGAAGAAGCUGCAGGACAAAUCCAAGCUGGUAGGAGGUUUACUGCCACUGUCGCUGCCAUCGAGACUAAAAUUGUUUGGGCACAACAGGGAAGAGGGCCCAGAGAGAUGUUUGGCAAAGGCACGAGCAGCGGUUGAUGCUGUCCUCGUUGGCCCCCAGCACGCAAAAUGGCAGUGCUCCACGUUGCACUUUUCGUGGCUGCAAAUCGAGGCGCGAGCAACAUCGCCUGCAGUCAACAUGUCUUCAACUACCAUGUCUAACAACUACAGGGACUGCAAUGGCGUUUACUCGCCGACGAAACACGAGACCAUCGCGCACGUCAGGAACGUUCUGAGAAAAAAUUUCUCAAACAUCCUCGAAGACUACAGGCAAAUCACAACCUGGUACCAGGACCAAAACAUAACCGGCACCUCCGUGGUGAAAUCGGGUAAGUGGACGAAGUUCCCGGUUUUAUCGUAUGCGAAAUUCCACGAAGAGGCGAACUGGACCUUCACGCAACAAUUGUUGCAAAGCGAGGAGUUAGCCCCUUAUCUCGCGAAAGGCCUGGGAAGUUGCUACUUCAGCCGCCUGCAGGGGAAAACGCACAUCCGGGAGCACUACGGACCCACGAACGGAAGGGUGCGCGUGCAUUUGGGACUCGAAAUUCCGGGCGAGAACGGCGGGUUGGGGACGAGGGGAUCUGCAACUGCUGGCGUGGGAGAUCAUCGUGCUACAUCUGUUUAUGGACAAGAUUCUACUGUUGCAGCGGCAGAAGUGGAAGAAGCUGCACGAGUAGAUGUGGAACAUCAGCAACAAAACCAGCAUUGCUUCCUCCGUGUGGGCGAUAGCUGUUACCCCUGGAUCCAAGGCGAUAUCUUGGCCUUCGACGACAGCUUCUAUCACGGCGUUUACCUCGACAGCGGAGAUGGAAAUGCGACAAAUUCCUCUUCUGAGAGGGAGAACGUGAGGGGUACUAGUGCAAGGAUAAAAACCUCUUUCGGGAAUAAAUCGAAAUCACCAGCAUCCGAAAGAACAGACGAAAAUCUAGUGCGUGGCGUUUUGGUCUUAGACAUUUACCACCCUGAUCUAACGUUCGCCGAGCGGCGAUUUUUGGAACAAAUGGAGCAAAUAAACGCCAAGUUUUUACCAAAAGCGCAGAACUGGAGCCAGAUUUCAAAUGCUCGCGGCAGUUUUGCACAUUGAAAAACUACGAACAAGUUUUUACACCACCAAUAGUUAUCGCGGUG